Psilocybe cubensis is the source of this 1320-nucleotide messenger RNA. RefSeq lists its product as uncharacterized. The coding region runs from base 1 to 1320 and encodes 439 amino acids. The transcript is spliced from 4 exons. NCBI's taxonomy places the organism in Eukaryota, Fungi, Basidiomycota, Agaricomycetes, Agaricales, Agrocybaceae. The record is from RefSeq and is a predicted model, not a curated record.
AUGGUUCCUCACAAUCGGGAUCUUUCUCGAUCGUUCGUUCGUGUCUUUGGAAGGCUUUUACAUAAAGCAGACUCGAGCUCUGAGGCUAGAGAAGAUACGUUCAUGGAUACUUGCGAUCUAUCGGCUCAAGGAUGUCUGGUUGACCACUGCUCGUCCGAGGAUUUACCCCCCUAUUCUCCCUUGUCUUCAGCUCGGGAGAAACAUGAUGCUCAGGGCACACAAGGACGUCAGACAGAAGGCAUUCCUCUGAAGCGGAAAAGCCAUUUCAGCGAUUUCUAUGCCCCUCCAAAGUAUGCUCGGUCUUUGGAGUCGCCUCAUAAUAGCUCUUUUGAUGUCGAGACUUUCCACGAAACACUUUGUUACGAUGUUUCAGGUUCAACACCACAGUUCACAGAUACUUUGGCGCAGAAUAAGGAUGAUGUCUCUAUCUUGCUAAAAACGUUUCGUGGCCUCUUUCCCGACUUGCAUCUACAAGACAAACUUGCCAAUGUGGAUCCGAUCACCGUCCAGGCUAUUGCAGAUGUCCUUUGCGAGCAUGGUUAUAUAAACGAACGAUCGCUCAAGGUUUUGUGCUAUACAUCCGUCGAGCGCAUUAUCCUUGCUCCAUCCAUGUCCGACGAAAAUGGCCUCAAUCUUGCCAGGGAUGGCAUAUACUCUGGUAUUUCUUCCUCAAAGCUCGUUGUUCAACGCCGUAACAAUGUUCUAGUCUUCAGGCACACCGAUGGGUUCCAGACUUUGACUGAGCUCUCUUUUGCCGGUAUCCGUAUCAAUGAUUCCGACAUUCAACAUAUUCAACGUUUGCCAAGGCUCUCGAUCCUCCAUUUAAACGAGGUUGGCAUUGGGAACGAAGGCGUAUUUCUUUUGGUUUCUCUCAAACAUACUCUUACAAAACUCUUUCUGACGGCCAACCACGAGGUUAACAACGAUGCUGUUCCUGCUCUGCUCUGCCUCAAUAACCUGGUCUUUCUGUCUAUUCUGGACACUGGUAUUGAUAUGGUUGGAUUACGGCGUUUGGCUGGACAUAUGCACAAGGAAGACCACGUCAUGGAUAUCGAAAUACCCUUCUCCUGUGAAGCAUACGUUGACAACAUCGCUUCUCAGUAUCUCUUGCAUCCCAUACCACCAUUGAUCACAAACCCGCAUAUAUGCAGUCAUCUAUCGUCUGCGGCCCUCAAACGCAACCUCGAGGCCCAUGCAGCGCGAAAUUCCUCGAUCGUCGCCUCUGGUACACGCCUUGAAAUGAUCGAAAGGUUGACUAAAAUCCUGGAGACUAGGUUGCUUGACCUUCUGGUUGUUGAAAUGCUUGAUGGCGGCUGCUAA